AAAUAUGAUCACAACAGAAAAAAAAAUUAAUUUGCCUCCAUAUGUUGAUCUGCUGCCACGUGGAAAAAUAAAUGGUUCUCUUACCUUCCUCGCCCCUUUCUCCUUCUCGACGAGAUCGCAACAAACACAGAGAGCAGCAGCCGCAGCCCAAGAUCGGAAAAAACAAAGACAGAGCAGCAGCCGCAGCACGAGAUCGGAAAAAACGGAGACAGAGCAGCAGCCAUGGCCGUUCAAAAAGAAAGCCGGAGCAUCCAUAUCCUCACACAAGCACCACCAGAAAAGCCCAUUUAGAGAUUUGGAGGUAGAGUUCAUCGAAUCCUCAAGCUUUUUUUUAUUCUGUCUUCACUCUUCAGUCUUCACUAUAACCAUAAUCUUUGAACGUGUCCGAUUAUUUCCCACGAAUCCGGCACGAGUACCCGUACCCGUACCCGUGUCGUGUCGUGUCGACACGGGUACUUCGCCCAAAAACAUGGAUCCGGGUAACAUAGUAAUCGCCACCUUAUCCGCCCACUCCAAAAUUAAUUUAGAAAUUGAAAGCAAUCAGUAUAUAUAUCCACCUCUCAAAGACUAUAUUUAUGCCUCCGUCCACGUCCAUGGCCAUGUACUCACUGCUCAAUAGAGUAAUAUCGUUAGUCAUAUAAUCCUUCAAAAUAGCCUUCGCUGCUAUUCUCAAUCCUCGUUCUCCGCUCGCACUCACAAAUUCUAGUUGUUUUGGAGGUUUUUGAAAGAUGCUUUCAUGCUGGCACUCCCGCGCUGGCACCCACAUUAUAUCCAUCCAAAGAAAUAGAGGUCUGGAGUUUCCCACCAAAUCUCACCAAAACCAUUUCUCACCAAACCAUUUCUGGCCAAAUAGCAAUUAUGCGCCUAAGAUCCGUUUGGUUAGGUUGUUCAUGCAUCGCGUGUGUAACGCGGGAAUCAAGGUCAGCAAAGCUGCGUGCCUCAUUCACUUAUUCGGUUCAGCUCUUUCCAGCGAACAAAUCAAUGUGCUAAUUCACAGCAUUCUCAGUGCUGAAGUUACCAUGAGUACGUUACAUGGACACGGGUACGUGAAUCGGGUGCGGGUACAUAUCUAAGAGUCGGAAAUCUCAAAGUUGAAAAUAGAGGAUUCGGGGAUAUGUAUCCAAAGGUGCGGAGAUUCGUCAAAUUUAUUUUUUUAUAAUUAAAAUUUUAUUAUUUUUUAAAUUUUAAUAUGUAAAAUAAAGAUAAUUUAUGUAAUUUGUCUAACUUUAAGUAUAUGGAUUAUUUGUUUUGUGACAAAAUGAUAGUAAUAAAAGCCCAUAAAAAUUUAUGAAACCUACUUUAAUUGUCCAAAUGUACAAGCCCACAGGAGCCCAAAAAGAAGUAGUAGCCCAGCAAAAACAAAUAAUAAAUAAGUCCAUUAUACAAUUAACAAGUCCAAUUCGCAGCCCAAUGUGAUAAAUAAACCCCAAAUCAUAAAAGAACAGAGAUCGACAUUCUCUUCCACGCUUCCACGAUCGUCUUUCACGCCUACAUCGACAAUCAUCUUCCAGCCGAAUCCGGUACAGAUCCCGUACCCGUAUUCGCGUCACGUCGAUAUGGGUACUUCGUCCAAAACCAGGGAUCCGUGUAUCACAAAGUUUAGCCUUUGAGCUGAACAAUUUUCUGCCUAACCAUUAGCAGCAUUGUUACUGCACGAUGUGAGUUUUGAAACAUACAAGGACCUUCAUGUAGAAGAAAACAACUCUGUGCUUAUUUGCUAUGGCAGCUUCUGCAAAAACCCUCACUCAUGAAAAGCCAAACCCAACUGAAGACUGGACGAUAGUUUUACCUCGACGUGGGAAACAGAGAAGGAAUUUGCUCAAAACUGGGAUCCCACAACAAGCACACUCUUGGGUUCCAAUUGACCAAAAAGUCGACCCUGACCAAGAAUCUAAACUGAUGCAGAAGAUGGUAGUCUGUAUGAAGAAACUUGAAAGCUCCGAAUUCUUCUGUAAUUUUAUUGAUCAAAUUCAUACUCCUCAAAUCUCAGAUCAUAUUUCUAGGGUUUUGGGCUCUGAAACAAAGAUGCAGAUGGUGAUAUAUGGUAUUGGUAGCCUUGAAUUGUACGAACCCCCUCGAGUGCAGCUCGGUCUUGCGAUUUUGACAAAGAAAAGGUUCAGUUGGAUUGGAGAUGUAGAAGUAUUUGAUCCAAUUCUUUCCGGAACAGAAACUAGGGUUUUGGAAACUCUGGGUUGCUCGGUUCUUUCAUUCAACGAACAAGGCCGACGGCAAGCUUCAAAACCAACACUUUUCUAUAUGCCUCAUUGCGAGGCUGAAUUAUAUGACAACCUCCUGCAUGCAAAUUGGAGGGUGGACCUGUUGAACCGUAUAAUACUGUUUGGGAACAGCUUUGAGGGAUACGAGCAAUACGUGUCCGUAUUCAAGAACUCAGCUGGGGUUAGUUUGAGGAAGCAUCUUUUGGCUGUUAGGAGAUUCACUAAAGAGUUUGGAAUCAAGACGGUUUCUGAUGAUUAUUAUCGGGCUUUAAACGAUAUGAGCUGGCAUUUCUUCAGCAUUGAUCCUGAUAUGGAGCUGCAGUUUGGUAAAAUGAUGGAGAUUGUAGACAGUUGCUCUGAAACUGCUUGAUAUUUUUGAAACUGAUGAAUUUUGUUUCCAUUAUCUUGCUGGAACAAGGCAAUUAUUUUUUAAUUCAUGGCUAAAUUUCUUUGCCAAUUCAAUGUAAUCAGGGUGGUGUGAGUUUUUACACCCCCCUGGUAAAAAUGAUUGUUCCUUUCCUCUGGUUUUAUUAUGGUAACAAUUUGUAGAUGUCAAA
This is a messenger RNA of Rhododendron vialii, 2773 nucleotides long. RefSeq names its product protein SENSITIVITY TO RED LIGHT REDUCED 1-like. The coding region runs from base 1720 to 2586 and encodes 288 amino acids. The record is from RefSeq and is a predicted model, not a curated record. Gene Ontology annotation, biological process: microtubule-based process. Gene Ontology annotation, cellular component: nucleus; cytoplasm. The transcript is spliced from 3 exons. Lineage: Eukaryota; Viridiplantae; Streptophyta; Magnoliopsida; Ericales; Ericaceae.